Messenger RNA from Achroia grisella, 3432 nucleotides. RefSeq lists its product as uncharacterized. The record is from RefSeq and is a predicted model, not a curated record. Gene Ontology annotation, biological process: regulation of DNA-templated transcription. The transcript is spliced from 2 exons. Lineage: Eukaryota; Metazoa; Arthropoda; Insecta; Lepidoptera; Pyralidae. The coding region runs from base 182 to 3403 and encodes 1073 amino acids. Gene Ontology annotation, cellular component: nucleus.
GACUGUUAGGCGGUCGUGUUAACGUUACUCUGUGUACGCGAUAUUAUCACGAAUAUAUUUAUGUGUCGGACGUACAAACUUACAUGUGAAGGAUUAGAUGUGAUAUGUAAACUGUGAAGUGACGCUCAGCUCAGUGCCGUUUGAUGUUUAUUUAUGAGGCAGAUAAUAAAGAGAAGCAUUCAUGAUUCAGGAAUCACAGACAAGUAGCGCAGAUCGAUGGAAUGGGCGAGGGCCCGAGCACAACAUGGCUCUCCAGCAAAUUCUCAAGCUCCAAGAAGCCAGAGCAUUACACAAAACGUCUUUACUUCCUAUCUACAAAAAGAACGGAUUGCCUUCACCGUCUGAUACUAGACAAGAUUACGAUAGCAGUAUACAGGAGAAAAAGUCUGAUGCAUCGGAUUAUCGAGCAUUAGACCAGCUAAAAUUAGAAGCAGAAUUUCGAAAAUUAAUGGAACAGUCAGGCAGAGAUAUUCGUAAUGAUGAAUCUUUAAAAUAUAUCCAACACAUGAUGGAAGCAAAACAUCAUUUUGAAUAUAUAAAGUCAAUUCAGGAUAAAGAGGGGAAGGAUUCUGUUGAAGAAGAUAACACUGAAAGAAGAAAGGAAGUUAUAUCACCUAGAAAUAGUAGGACAUCACCAGUUCAUAGACAAUCACCACAUGAUAGAAUGUCUUCAGGUGAAGCGUCGCCCAGUCAUAGUGUUCACCUAUCUACCUCAUCCAGUCCUCUUUCAACCACUAGUCCCAUCAACUCAUCUCCCUUAAGUCACCUUCAAAAUAUGCAACCUUUCGAUUUUCGUAAGACUAAAGUUGUAGAAAAUCCCGUUAAAGAAGAUAUUAAAAAAAGUAGUUACGAAAUGAGUUCAACGGAAAAAGUUACAAUGGAUUUAAUGCGUAGUCAAUUUUUUAAUUUUCCACUACCACCCAAUUUACCAAUGCCACCGAUAUCAAUGCCUUCUACAUUUAAUCAUUCCGCUGCUAUGGUAGCUGCUCUGAGUCAAAAUCCAAUGGGUUUAGCAUCACUACAAGCUUUGUUACCUCAAAUGUCAGGAAAACAAGUAAAUCAAGAAAAUCUUGAAAAUAAUCAUACACUCAACUCUAGUAAAAUUAGAGCAGAUGAUCUAAAAUUAGAUGAAGAAAAUGCCCUUAAUUUAAGUAAGGAUUCUUAUAGUGAAUCGGCUGCUGCUCAAAACUCAAGAAACUUAUUAUUAGGGAAAUGUAUUAGCCCACCCAAAAGGCAAUGGGGUGCCUCACAAAUACCUCUAAAUUUGGGUACUCACUUCAUUAAUCCCGCUACUGGAAAAAAGAGAGUUCAGUGUAAUGUCUGUUUGAAAACUUUCUGUGAUAAGGGCGCUUUGAAGAUACAUUUUUCAGCUGUUCACCUUAGAGAAAUGCAUAAGUGUACUGUGGAAGGAUGUAGCAUGAUGUUUAGUUCUAGAAGAUCUAGAAAUAGACAUAGUGCUAACCCUAAUCCAAAACUUCACUCUCCACAUUUAAGAAGAAAGAUUUCUCCACAUGACGGAAGAAGUGCUCAAGUUCACUCAGUACUUCUUUCACCACACGGUACCGGACUAGGUAUACCACCAGUUAUGAAUCCAAUGCAUCCAUUUGGAUCAUAUCCACUUUUAAAUGCACCUCACAAUAUGAGACAGUUUACACCCAACUUACCUUUAGAAUACAAAAAUAGUUUGGGAAUUAACUUUUCAUCAUCAUCUGAUCAUACACAUACAAUGAAUCGUAAACCAGAAUCAGGAGAAAAUAAAGAUCAAGACGGGCAAGGAGAAUCAGACGAAGAUGAUGGUAUCGUGGUUGUAGCUGGUGAUGAUGAUGAUGAAGAUCCGGACCACAUAGAUACUAGUGAUUACUAUUCAACUCUUAAUAAAUCAAAUGGCUCAAUAGAAGACUCUGAGACAGAUUAUGAUCAAAGAAGUGUCAGUGACAAUAAUGAAAGCGUAGAUAAUAGAAAGGAAGCAGCAAGUCCAGAAAUUAUGAAAAGAAAACGUAAAAAUUUAAAUCCUACACGUCUUCAAAAUGUUUCUGAAAGUUGCGCGACUAAUGAACAACAAAAGGAACAACACGAAAAUGUAAAUGAUAAUUUAGUAGAUGCCAAAAGGAUUAAAGUGGAAAAGUAUGAAACAAAUGAAAGCUCAGAAAAGUGUGUACUUGAUAAAUGCAAUGAAAUAAAAGUAAAGCAAGAAUUUUCACAAAUUAAGGACGAUUCAAUAGAAACGAGGUAUAAUCCACAAGAUCUACGGGUAAAACAGGAACCCAAUGAUAAUUCUGAUAUUUAUAAAAGCCAAGAAGGAAACCAAUCCAAUGAUGAACAGUAUUCCUCAGAAAAUGCUUUAAAACGACUAGAAAGUUUAUCAAGAGGCGAUUUUCCUAAUAUUGUUAAGAAACCUGAUUCCCACGCUUUGGGCUCUUAUAAUGUACCACUUAAUGAUUCUGUUGAGUACUCUGAUAGAUCUCCAUCAUCCUCAGUAUCAAGUUUUGAUUACUCGUCAGAAGAUUCACAAGGUCAAAUAUACGGAUAUAUAGACAAUGGAUUUUUUGUUAGCACAACUGAUGUUCCAAUGGAUCAUGAGAAUCCACGAAAAUGUACUGUUUGUGGAAGAAUAUUCCAAAAUGUUUACAUUUUAAAAACACAUUACCAAAAUGCGCAUUUGAAACUUAUGUACAAAUGUAAUAUUGAAGGUUGCAGGGCAGCUUUUCCAUCAAGGCGAGGUAGAGAUCGUCACAGUGCAAAUGAUAGUCUGCACAGAAAGAUAAUGUCAUCAGAUGAAAUGAGAAUUCGGGACGAUUCUCCAUUAAGAGUUAUGGAGAAAACUAGGGAACAAAUGGACUUAAUUGCGAGGUACAAUGAAGAUGAACGUGCCAUCCCAUAUAUUGAAUCACACAAAUACUACGGAGCAAAAGAGUCAGAGAAACUUAAAAACCAACUUAGUCAUCAUAUACCUUUCGGUCCUCCAUACCCACCUUUACAGUUACCUGAUACUUACUUGAGUAACAGAGAUAUGUUUGCACAGCAUCCUUUCCUAUUUGCACCGUUUAGCAUGUUACCAAACUUUCCACCACUACGCUUGGGCUUUCUUCCUCCAAGUUUAAGCGCUUUUGGUUGUCACAAUCAAAAUUAUUCCCCUCCAUUAGCGCGGAAACUAAGUUACUGCGUUGAAGACGAGGCACCGAGGCCAAAUAAAGAUGGUAGCUAUCCAUGUCGGGGUUGUCGAGAGUGUUUUAAAGACUUGUCCAGUCUGAAGAUUCAUUGUGAAACCGUCCACGCGCAAUCAUUGCACCGGUGUACAGUGAAUGGAUGCAACGCGGCGUUCUUCUCAAGGACUAAAAGAAAUAUUCAUUAUGAGUCUCACGUUAGCUCUAGAAGACAAAAUGGUAGAGGGCUUCCUUCGUGACCUAAGUAGAUUAAUUAACAGUAAAAGAA